Ustilago hordei is the source of this 2304-nucleotide messenger RNA. RefSeq lists its product as uncharacterized. Gene Ontology annotation, cellular component: nucleus; NuA4 histone acetyltransferase complex. The transcript has a single exon. The record is from RefSeq and is a predicted model, not a curated record. NCBI's taxonomy places the organism in Eukaryota, Fungi, Basidiomycota, Ustilaginomycetes, Ustilaginales, Ustilaginaceae. Gene Ontology annotation, biological process: regulation of transcription by RNA polymerase II. Bases 1 to 2304 code for a protein of 767 amino acids.
AUGGCCGCAGAAACGGCAGAGGCGUCUUCAUCGGGACCAGCUUUGCCAGCCGACGAUGACGUGCAGAUUGCAUUUCUCCGCUCCAUCUCGCUCCGAAGACCUAUCGGUCCACACAAGCAUUUCAAGAUGCUUUCUAUUCUUAUGGACAUCCAGAAAGCGCUAGAUACACGAUACCAGCGCCUAUCUGCUCGACUCGAGAGACUCAGCAGUGCAGCACCGCCCAGCAUCGCGACCGACAAGAAAGCUAGACCACCUUCAUCCAUCAGCACCACCGGCAGCACUCCAGCAUCGCGCAGCCGUCGCGGACUAGCAUGCAAAGGUUCAUGCUCGCGCUCUGUCAGUGUAGCCAGCUCCAACCCAGCAGAAGAGGAUGGCGACCCCACGGAGGACGAUGCUGAGAACCAAGAGGAGGAGAGAGAGCGACAGCAGGAAACCGAGCAAACGCGAUUGGCGAUAGCCGGGCUGGGACUCGAUCGCAAAGUAAGCCCGGAAAUGAUCUGGAACGAGCUGCAUAAGCUCUUCGACCUCGAAGCGCUGGAUGAGAUGGAAGAUGGCGCUAUCUUUGACACUUCCAGUCAAGCUGGCACCAGCUCCGACGCUGGCGACUCGAGCGGCUCAGACUCGACAUCGCGCUCUUCUCCGCCCGCCAACAAACGCAAACACAGCACCAACUCGGACGCUCACAAAUCUCGUCGACUCUCAGCCGAAAUCUUGUCUAGAUUCGUUGUUGAGCAUCCUGGCUCGCCUGACUUCAACCAGGAUCGCCAACGCAAGUCAAGGGCCAGCAGCAAUCAGCAAUCGCAAAACUGGAUCUAUGGUGAUGACAUUCGUGGUACGGGAGAUGGCAUGUCGAGGCGCGACUUUUACCUUUGGCCAUGGGAGGACUUUGAGCCUCUGAUUGCUGAGCGCCGUUUGGCGAAGACUGAAGAGGAGGAAGAGGGCGUUGGCAGCAGCAACCGGCGCAACUCGGUCGCAUCGGCGGACGCAUCCUCGGUGGACAAGAAGCAGAAGCGACCAGCUUCUCCGACUGCCGCUCCUGCUGAUACCAAAGAUGAGUCCAAGCAGGAGUUAGACAAGGAGGAGGAAGGAGAGGAGGAAGACUUGUCAGAGCCUGCAUCUGACGCAGACGUAUCCAAGGAUUCGACUUCCAAGCGUCGCAGCACUCGUCGCGGCCAAGAAACUGCCGAGACCAAAAAGAAGUCGAACCGCAGUCGAGGCGAGGCCCGCAAUACGGCAGAAGCACAGAUUGACGAGGAUCAAGCUGCUGACAAGACGAAGCUUGAAGAGGAUGCCACCGACAAUGAUGGCGAAUCAGGCGAGGACAACGACGAGACCGGACAAGUCACCACACGCCGGGGCACUCGCAAGGCACCAACACCGAGCAGCCGUGCGACGCGCCGCAAGAGCACAUCCGGCACCGUCACUCCAACCCGAUCCACUCGCCGCAGCCGUCGCGCAGGGAACGACGAAGCCGAAGCAUCCGAAGAAGAGACGGCCAACGAAGAGAGAGCCGAGGCAAGCGAAGCAGAAGAAGAAGAGGAGGAUGAUGAGGGAAUGCAAAGCGAAGCUGAGAACGCAGCUUCUCGUCCAAGAUUGAGCAAGGCUCAAGCAGCUGCCUCUACGCGCAAAGGAUCAAAGAAGCGAGGGGCACCUUCGAGCGACCAAGAAGACCAAGACUCUCGCCCUUCCGUUCUUCGUCGCCGCAGUAGUCGUCGAGCAUCCAAGUCGGAGAUGAAUGAGGAUGCAGGGGAUGAAGAAAUGGCUGAUGCGAAAGAGGAGCAGAGCGAGGCAGCCAAUGAAGCUGCGCCACAAGCUGGUUCUGACCGUGAAGAGGAGGCGGAAGAGGACGGCGAGCAGGGCUCGGACGAAGGCGGCGAAGAGGAUGAAGAGGAAGCUUCCGAGCAAGACGGAUCGGAUGAAGAAGGUGGAUCUGACGAAGAAGGCGGAAGCGAUGACGAGUCGACUGCUGGCCGACGUGGUAAAGCGUGGAGCAAAGGGGCUGCAAGUCGGACCAGCCAACGUAGUGUUGGUGCUGGCAAGAAUGCUGGUCGCUCAACUCGUGGCUCGGUGGUCUCGAGAUCAAGCGCUGCCAAGGAAGCAGCUCCGUCUACGCCCGCCAAACAGACUCGGUCGAGCCGUGCAUCUGCUACACCUGUAGGUUCAAGCUCACGAAGAGAGAGCAGCGACAAGCAAGGUGGCUCGACAUUGACACCUACGCCUCGCACACCAGCGGCAGCUAGGGCCGCAACACGAAGCUCUGCAUCGUCGGACGCGAGGAGCACUCGACGCACGCCCCGUCGUUGA